CGCACCGGGAAGCUGGUUGGUGCGUCAGCCUCACGCGCGUGGAAGGAAGCCGACCCGAGGCCCUGGGCGGCCCGCUGCGGGCGCCUAGGCACGUCCGCAGGCUCUGCCGGGAGGUGGCUGCCGCUGAGAGGCGGGAGAGUCGAGGGCGGGCCUGGGAGGCGGCCCGGAGGUGGGGCGCUACCGGGGGCCGGCCCGCUCGGGCUUCAUCUGCGGACGCGCGGCCUGCGCCCCAGUGCUGGGACCGCGAGGCGCCGGGCGGCGAUCGGCCAGAGCGGCUAUGGGGUGCCGCUGGGCUUUCCUGAUCGGCCUCCUGGGGGCCAUGUGGCUGCUCGGCUCGGGUCACGGUGGGCAGCAGGCCCCUGAGACGGCGGCGCAGAGGUGCUUCUGCCAGGUUAGUGGUUACUUGGAUGAUUGUACCUGUGAUGUUGAAACCAUCGAUAAAUUUAAUAACUACAGGCUUUUCCCGAGACUACAAAAACUUCUUGAAAGUGACUACUUUAGAUAUUACAAGGUAAACCUGAAGAGGCCAUGUCCUUUCUGGAAUGAUAUCAACCAGUGUGGGCGAAGAGACUGUGCUGUCAAGCCUUGUCAGUCGGAUGAAGUUCCUGAUGGAAUUAAAUCUGCAAGCUAUAAGUAUUCUGAGGUAGCCAAUAACCUCAUUGAAGAAUGUGAACAAGCUGAACGACUUGGAGCGGUGGAUGAAUCUCUGAGUGAGGAAACACAGAAGGCUGUUCUUCAGUGGACCAAGCAUGAUGAUUCCUCAGACAACUUCUGUGAAGCUGAUGACAUACAGUCUCCUGAUGCUGAAUAUGUAGAUUUGCUCCUUAAUCCCGAGCGCUACACGGGUUACAAGGGACCGGAUGCUUGGAAGAUUUGGAAUGUCAUCUAUGAAGAAAACUGCUUUAAGCCACAGACGAUUAAAAGACCUUUAAAUCCUUUGGCUUCUGGUCAAGGGAAAAGUGAAGAGAACACUUUUUACAGUUGGCUAGAAGGCCUCUGCGUAGAAAAAAGAGCAUUCUACAGACUUAUAUCUGGCCUGCAUGCAAGUAUUAAUGUGCAUUUGAGUGCACGAUAUCUUCUGCAAGAAACUUGGUUGGAAAAGAAAUGGGGACACAACGUUACCGAAUUUCAGCAGCGAUUUGAUGGAAUUUUGACUGAAGGAGAGGGUCCAAGAAGGCUUAAGAACUUGUAUUUUCUCUACUUAAUAGAAUUAAGGGCUUUAUCUAAAGUGGUACCAUUCUUUGAGCGCCCAGAUUUUCAACUCUUCACUGGAGAUAAAGUCCACGAUGCAGAAAACAAAAUGCUACUUCUGGAAAUACUUCAUGAAGUCAAGUCAUUUCCUUUGCAUUUUGAUGAGAAUUCCUUUUUUGCUGGGGAUAAAAAAGAAGCAAACAAACUGAAGGAGGACUUUCGACUGCAUUUUAGAAAUAUUUCAAGAAUCAUGGAUUGUGUUGGUUGUUUUAAAUGUCGACUAUGGGGAAAGCUUCAGAUUCAGGGUUUGGGUACUGCUCUGAAGAUUUUGUUUUCUGAGAAACUGAUAGCAAAUAUGCCAGAAAGUGGGCCCAGCUAUGAAUUCCAUCUAACCCGACAAGAAAUAGUAUCAUUAUUUAAUGCAUUUGGAAGAAUUUCCACAAGUGUGAAAGAAUUAGAAAACUUCAGGAAUUUGUUACAAAAUAUUCAUUAAAGAAAACAGAAAACAAGUUGAAACCUGCCUGUUUCUGGACUUUGAAGGCCAAAGAGUAGAAUUUCAUUCAAAGGCAUAAGAGUAAUGACAUUCUUAAGCCAAACAUUUUAUAUAAAGCUGCUUUUGUAAAAGGAUAAUUAUAUUGUUUUGAGUAAAUAAUUUUUUUUAAUUGCGUUAAGUUUAUGUAUAAUAGUAUUGUGAGUAAAAGUAACACUUUGAUGAUGUGGUAUAAAUUUUAAAGUUUAAUACUGAAUAUAAUCAGGAUUUUCAAAUUCAUAUAUGUUAAAACUAAGUAAAUGUUAUAAGUCUCUCAGUUUUGUGUGAGAAGAUGUAAUAUAAAUAAAACUGUGGUCAGAGUGUUAGAGCGUUUAAUAGGAAAAUGCUAAGGAAGCUCAUGAAUAUCCAUAAUUAACAACUUAAGAGCUUUCAGUACAUUUAUGGUUACCAGAUUUAGUAAAUAAAAAUACAGAAUGCUCAGUUAAAUUUGAAUUUCAGAUAAACAAUAAUUUUUUUAUAUAAGUAUGUUACAUGCAAUGUUUAAGACAUACUUAAACCAAAAAUAAUUUCUUGUUUAAAAUUCAAAUUUAACUGGGAGCCCUGUGUUUUAUCUGGCAACCCAGAAGUACAUUGAUAUGAAGUAUGAAGUAAAAAAGUAUGAGAAUUAUAUUGCAAUUUAGAUUGGCUUUUUUUAGUGUGUAGAAAGAUACAAUGACAACUCAAAGACUUAGGGGAUUUCUACACAUUGUGAAAAGUUGAAUAGAUUUAUAUAUUUAUUCUCAUAAUACUUUACCUAAUGCUGAAUAAAAUUUGGGAGAAGCUUUUUAUUUUUAUAGAAUUUCAAAUUUACAGAAAAGUUUCCAAGGUAGUACAAAAGAACUCUUUACCCAGAUUAACUAAUUGUUCACUUGUGCUUUAUCUUUCAUCUCUGUUUAUACACAUGUAUACUAUUUUUUUCCCAAGUCAUUUGGAAGUCAGUUCCAGGCAUCAUGCCCUUUGAACCUUAAAUAUUUUCAGUGUGUAAUACUGGAUAAUUCUUUUUAAAUGAUUUUUUCUGAAGAAAAAAAGAAAGUGGAACUAUAAUACUGUAAGCCUUAAAAUAAGGAAUCAUUUUGAGUGCCAGUGUAAAUAAAGUUCUUUUUGAGUUUGUUGUC
Messenger RNA from Mustela lutreola (European mink), 2835 nucleotides. RefSeq names its product endoplasmic reticulum oxidoreductase 1 alpha (gene ERO1A). The transcript has 16 exons. Gene Ontology annotation, cellular component: endoplasmic reticulum; endoplasmic reticulum membrane. NCBI's taxonomy places the organism in Eukaryota, Metazoa, Chordata, Mammalia, Carnivora, Mustelidae. Gene Ontology annotation, molecular function: thiol oxidase activity; protein-disulfide reductase activity; FAD binding. The record is from RefSeq and is a predicted model, not a curated record. Bases 278 to 1684 code for a protein of 468 amino acids. Gene Ontology annotation, biological process: protein folding in endoplasmic reticulum.